This is a messenger RNA of Lodderomyces orthopsilosis Co 90-125, 1671 nucleotides long. RefSeq names its product kleisin alpha (gene MCD1). Gene Ontology annotation, molecular function: chromatin binding; protein binding. The record is from RefSeq and is a predicted model, not a curated record. The coding region runs from base 1 to 1671 and encodes 556 amino acids. The transcript has a single exon. Gene Ontology annotation, cellular component: synaptonemal complex; cohesin complex. NCBI's taxonomy places the organism in Eukaryota, Fungi, Ascomycota, Pichiomycetes, Serinales, Debaryomycetaceae. Gene Ontology annotation, biological process: replication-born double-strand break repair via sister chromatid exchange; mitotic sister chromatid cohesion; synaptonemal complex assembly.
AUGCUCAGCACUUCAUUAAUAUCAAAUAACGGACCUUUAGGUGACAUCUGGCUUGCAGCAAAUUACGACAAGAAACUAACCAAACAUCAGCUUCUCAACACAAAUAUUGUCAAAUCAGCAAAAUAUAUCAGCAAUCGUACACGUCGGCAUGACAACCUAACAGACGAUGCCAGUUCACCAACUAACAUGGAUGCCAUUACCUUGCGUUUAUCUGGCCAGUUGCUAUUGGGUGUAACAAAAAUAUAUUCACGGAAAACAAAAUACUUGCUAGAUGAUAUCAAUGAUGUUUUAUACAAACUCAGAGCUGUAUUUAGGAUGUCUAGUGGUGUCCAGCUAGGUCCUGAUGGAAUUUCCGCCAAAGUCAAUUUGCCGCCACAACAAACUACAAUUGCCGAUUUGGAUACAAUUACCUUGAAGGAUCAAGUUACCGGAUUUGACUUGUUAUGGCAAGAGAAUUUGCAACUUGAGGAAAAGCCUAUCAAUCGUAUGGACACAAUAUUUAACAACGACAAUGACAAUCUGAGAUUCGAUACAUCUACAGGAUCUAUUGAAUAUGGUAGGUUCGAAAAUAUGAAUGGUACUGGUGUUGAUGAAGAUGAAGAUAUCAAUUUAGAUUUCGAUUUAAAUUUGGACGACGGAGGGGAUAGCUUUGCAGGCUCAAUUGAGCUUGGGAGGAACGCAUCAAACGUGGGAGAUGAUACACACACUUCAGUUUUGGGGGACCUUCACAAAUCUAACAACAUAUUUGAAUUGGAUUUGGGACAACCAUUGCAAAACAUUGAUGAUUUUGAUGUCGACUUUGAUGCUGGCUACAUCUCAUCGUCAAGUAUUGUUAACAAUGAGGAGCCGCCAGCCGAACUUCAACAAGCUUUAUUGCAAACAAGAGCAAAUCAAAGACAAAGGAGAACCAGAAUAACCGAUGAUGGGGAAAUGGUGGUUGUAAAUAAAAAGUUGGUGGUGGAUUCCGAGGAUCACUUGCAGAUAUCACUCGACACUUUAAGAGAUUAUCAACAAACCGCAUUAACGCAAAAGGACUCUGGACAAUUGAGCAGCACAAGAAUGUCAAACAAUGACAAAUUGCUAUUAAUUCAACAGAUGUCCCUUCCAGUAGCAUCAAAGAAGCGGAAAUUAUGGGACUUUAGUGCCGACUUACAUUUUAGAAUACCGCUGGAGAAAGACGACAGUGAAGAUGAAGGCGAGCACAGCAAUUCGGGUGACGAUAGUGAUAAUAGUAUUGACAAUUCCAUGGAUGAUAUCAGCAUGUCUGAUAGCGAAAGCGAAAAGGAAAUUUCUUCAAAGUCACGCAAGGUCAGUGAAGAAGAAGAAGAUAAUGACGAGGAAGAGUCAGUAGAUGAGUCAUUUGGUGCUGACGGAGUGGAGAAUGUUGCCAAGAGUACAAAACAAGCCGCAGAUGAGCUACAAGACUUGUUCAGAUUGGACACAAGCGUGAAGUUUGAGGACUUCGUAGAAGCGGAUACAAUUGCAGAUAGACCAUUGGGAUUGAAGAACAAGAAAUAUGUAAAUUCGAAAAGAGAAGCAUCGAGAUGUUUUUUUGAAUUAUUGGUUCUUGCAACUAAUGACUGUAUCAAUUUGCACCAAGAAACGUCGGACUUGAACAUUCCAAGAACAAUCAAAAUCACAUCCAGAGAUAGUUUAUUUAGUUAUGUGUAA